This is a messenger RNA of Cyclospora cayetanensis, 1425 nucleotides long. RefSeq names its product AF4/FMR2 family member 4. NCBI's taxonomy places the organism in Eukaryota, Apicomplexa, Conoidasida, Eucoccidiorida, Eimeriidae. Gene Ontology annotation, cellular component: cytosol. The transcript is spliced from 4 exons. Bases 7 to 1425 code for a protein of 472 amino acids. Gene Ontology annotation, biological process: protein import into peroxisome matrix. The record is from RefSeq and is a predicted model, not a curated record.
GCAACCAUGGGCCUCGAUUCUCUGCGCCGUCGCUUUAUUGAUUUGUAUCGUGUAUUGGGUGUACACCCCACGGCAGCAGAUGCAGAAAUCAAGAGGAAGUUUGUUGAUGCAGCAAAGGCCUCUCAUCCUGAUUGUGGGGGAGACGCUUCCAGAUUUCAAGCUGUCUCUGAGGCUUAUAGAAUUCUAAACACGCAGCGUGCAGCCUACGACGCCCUCUACAGAGCUCGCACCGGCAGCGACCCCAGCGGCCUAGGAAAGUUUCCGCAGUCUGCUUUCAACAGAAGACACGAUACCUUCGACUACGGGGGGGAAGACUGGAGAAGCUUUCUGCGCAUGCAGCAGCAACGGCAGGAGCAGGAGCAGUAUGACUGGUUCGACGAGGGGCACUCUCACGAGGACGAAGGGAGUUCCUGGAAGCCUCCACGUUAUUCGGGGUCACCCCGUCGUGCGCAGACUAAACAGAGCCGCAGCGCAAAGGCUGCGGCUGCUGCUGCUCGGGCUGCAGCCGCAAGAGAAGCAGCAGCAGCAGCUGCUGCUGCUGCAAGCGCGAGUGCAAGCGCAAAGUCGGGCAGCGGCAGCAAGGCCUCACGCGGCGGGCAGAAGCAACGGCAGUGGCGCUUUGUAGAUGUAUUCGUAGUCGAGGAGGACGGCAAGAAAAGAACCGACAGCAGAAGUAGCAGCGAGACUCGGCAGAAAAGAGGGAAGGAUAAGGAAAAGCAUAGAUCAUCACCAGCAGCAGCGGCUGCUGCUGGUGCCACCACCGCUACGAGCGCUUCCUCCGGUGCCCCGACAGCAGACACUCGAACUGCGGAGGCCGCAAACGCUGCUUCAGCGGCAGCUUCAUGCGCCUUCUUCUUCGAGACUGAUGACGAAAGUGACUCAGAGAAGAAGGGUGACCAGCAACAACAAGAGCAGCAGCAACAACAAGAGCAGCAGCAGCAAGACGAGCAGCAGCAAGAGCAACAACAACAAGAGCAGCAGCAACAAGUGCAGCGUGAAUCGGACACGCAAGACCGUGACGACGCUGAAGAUUUUCAAUUUGAACGCCAGAGCUCCCGCCAGAGCAGCAAACAAGGCAGCAAUGAGAAUGGCAGUAGGCGCAACAGCAGAAGAGGCAGUAGCACAGCUAGCAGCGACGAGAGUAACAGGACACCUAUUUAUACGAUUGCAUCGCUGCCAGUGAGUGCAGAUUGGCUGCCUGCCAUGAGUUUGAGCAGAAAGGGUGGUAACCGGAUUGAGCCUGUCCUCUUCCUUCAGCACAAGGCUGUGAAACGCUGGAAUGCCGUACAAUGCCUCGCCUCCGCUGCUGCUGCUCGUGCUGCUGCUGCUCGUGCUGCUGCUGCUGUUUCUGAGGGCCGCUGCCUCUGCGCCCUCGAGAAGAGCCCAUCCCUCAAUCUCCAAGAAAAGCAGCAACAACUUCUGUAG